AGAGAACCUUACCUUUUAUGGAGAACAGCGCGGUGUGCCGGCUCAAAUAAAGCCGCUGCGGCUGCUGAUGUGAUGCUGCAGUAAGUGACCACAGCUGGGACAGAGGAACAGCAGCAGGACUUCACCUACAGACACACCCGCUACUCACCUGCAACAGAAAUGGAAGACGAUAUCUCUGCUCUCGUUGUUGACAAUGGCUCCGGUAUGUGCAAGGCCGGUUUUGCUGGGGAUGAUGCUCCUCGGGCAGUUUUCCCCUCCAUUGUUGGGCGCCCCAGACACCAGGGUGUGAUGGUGGGUAUGGGACAGAAGGACAGCUAUGUGGGAGACGAGGCCCAGAGCAAGAGGGGUAUCCUGACCCUGAAGUAUCCCAUUGAGCACGGCAUUGUUACCAACUGGGAUGACAUGGAGAAGAUCUGGCAUCACACCUUCUACAAUGAGCUCCGUGUUGCUCCAGAGGAACAUCCAGUCCUGCUGACAGAAGCUCCACUCAACCCCAAAGCCAACAGGGAGAAGAUGACCCAGAUCAUGUUUGAGACAUUCAACUCUCCUGCCAUGUAUGUGGCCAUUCAGGCUGUGCUGUCCCUGUAUGCCUCUGGUCGUACUACAGGUAUUGUGAUGGACUCUGGGGACGGUGUCAGCCAUACUGUGCCAAUCUACGAAGGCUACGCUCUUCCUCACGCCAUCCUCCGUCUGGAUCUGGCUGGCAGAGAUCUGACAGAUUACCUGAUGAAGAUCCUUACAGAGAGGGGCUACAGCUUCACUACCACUGCUGAGCGUGAGAUUGUGAGAGACAUCAAGGAGAAGCUCUGCUAUGUGGCUCUGGACUUCGAGCAGGAAAUGCAGACUGCAGCUUCAUCGUCUUCCCUGGAGAAGAGCUACGAGCUCCCUGAUGGACAAGUCAUCACAAUCGGCAACGAGAGGUUCCGCUGUCCUGAGGCCCUCUUCCAGCCUUCUUUCCUUGGAAUGGAGUCUGCUGGUAUUCAUGAGACCACCUACAACAGCAUCAUGAAGUGUGAUGUGGACAUCCGUAAGGAUCUGUACGCCAACACUGUGCUGUCUGGUGGUACCACCAUGUACCCUGGAAUUGCUGACCGCAUGCAGAAGGAAAUUACUGGCCUGGCCCCACCCACCAUGAAAAUCAAGAUUAUUGCUCCACCUGAGAGGAAGUACUCCGUCUGGAUUGGUGGCUCUAUCCUGGCCUCUCUCUCCACAUUCCAGCAGAUGUGGAUCAGCAAGCAGGAGUAUGAUGAAUCUGGUCCAGCAAUUGUCCACCGCAAGUGCUUCUAAAGCAUUUCCCCUCCUGUCCCAGUGGUCAACAUGGUUUCAACUGCUGCAUCCAGCUGAAGGGAUGCCUGGUUCAUCUUGUGUAAACGGACUCAAACAAGCAACCUGAACCAGCAAUGGUUCCAUUUCAGUCUGAUGCUGCCGAAUGUUGAAAUUUCAUUACUAAAACUUGCUGUUUAGUUUGAUGCACCCCUAGAUGGCUGUGCUGAGCCUUGUACACCAGGAUAAUCCAUCUCUGUAGUGACUGGAGGUAGGAUUUUAAAAUCCUGUUGCAUCUUUCCAAUGCAUUAAAACACUGAUUCUCAAA
Cyprinodon tularosa is the source of this 1591-nucleotide messenger RNA. RefSeq names its product actin, cytoplasmic. Bases 160 to 1287 code for a protein of 375 amino acids. The record is from RefSeq and is a predicted model, not a curated record. The transcript has 9 exons. NCBI's taxonomy places the organism in Eukaryota, Metazoa, Chordata, Actinopteri, Cyprinodontiformes, Cyprinodontidae.